Molecule: messenger RNA, 2655 nt
Organism: Chrysemys picta bellii (western painted turtle)
Lineage: Eukaryota; Metazoa; Chordata; Testudines; Emydidae
Source: RefSeq, a predicted model, not a curated record
ACAAAGACACCUCCUUGAGAGAUGGGUUGCUGGUAUUCUUUUUCCUGGUCCUUCCACUCCUUUUAGCUGCUGCUGUGGCAUUUGCAAAGAGAAAGGCGCUGAAGCAAUGGUUCAGGAGAACGAUAUCACAUUGUCAUCGAUCACAUACAAGCGUGCCAACUCCUCCUCCUCGCACAGAGACAGACCCAGGAAACUUUCAGCAGAACAUGCCAUAUACUUCGAGGAGCGUACCCAUGGACAUGCCAGCAAACAAAUUCACUGUGCCACCUUAUGCAGUUAAUCAUAAUCAACCAGCUUAUCACCAGCCUUACAAUUAUCCUCAGCCACACCAGGAGCAGCAGCAGUAUAAGAUACCUACAAGGCCACCUCCACCACAACAGAAGAACGUACCUCAGGGACACUAUUUUCCUUCUCGACCUGCACCUUUACCUCCCAUGUAGUUUUUAGUUUCUCUUUUACCCUUUCACAAACUGACCUGUUCACUAAAACCGAGCUGAAAUUCUUUAUCCUUCUUGCAUCAAAUGGCCCAUGAUAUCCCAGAGAGCCGCCUUUCUGCAGUACUGGAUAUGGAAAAUGAGAUGGAAACACAAGGAAUGUAAGAUAUUAAACAAAGAUACCUAUACCAAAGCUACAGGAACGGAAUACAUCAAGUCUGUUCUUAGCUCCGUGUAUGAGUAUCAUGGCUUUGCAAACUGAAGUUGGACUAUCCAGUUGGAAGUGGUUCAGUCUGCAGUAAAAUAAUCUAAAAUACAGCACUUGGGAGUUACUUUUUGUUUCCCACAUCUUAUGAUGAGACACAAUCAUAAAAUAUUCCAUGUGGCUUAUUGUCUUUCUAUAUGUACAAUGAAGAGUAAAAAAACUAUUACCUGGGCAGGUGUUAAAAAAUGGAAUUGUAAAAAUCAGGCCACUUGAUUUAACAAAAAUAUUGUUUACAUGUUCUUGUUUUGCCUGGACUAGAAACCAUUAUUCCUGUAUAUACAACUAAGGGCACAAGUGAAAUAAGAUGCCAGUAUAUUUUGAAAGGAAGAUGAAAUAUCCUAUAAACAUGUUUGGGUAUAUGUUUUUACUGGUGUGUUUAAUAUAAACACACUUUUUAAACAACAAAGAAAAUUUUAACUUCAUGCUGACUGACACUAAGCUAUAGACAAUAAAGGAUACUAGGGCGGUUAAUUUAAAUGGUUUUUAAAUAAGCAAUUUUAAGUAGCUAGACCAGAAACCUCUACUAAUUUACCACUAAUACGUUAAAUGGGAUAUUAAAAUAAAGGUACGAAAAAUGGUAGCCUUUUCUUGUUUUAGGAAGGGAGUGAGCUUGAGUUUUGAUUACGUUACAGUCUGACAGCAAGAGACACUGCAAAAUAUUAAGAGGAAUUAUGCGUAUUGUUUAUCUAGGCCCUUUGAGAAUUUUUUGAGCACUUUAUACCCUAGCACCUCGCUGACCCCAAUGUAAAUAAUUUUAACCUACCUUUCAAACUUUGAUUUUAGUGUCAGUCAGGAUGUUGACACUGGCUAAAGCAUGUUAUUUUUAAAAUCCGAUUUAAAUCUGUGCCUGAAAAAAGAUGCUCUUGGAUGUCAGUUGAGGUAUGUGAACCAAGGUGAAGUUGGAUUAUUGGAUUAUGUUCCACUAGAUUAUAUUGACACAGUGUUGUAGAUGCAUGACUGCCACGAUGGUGUGUCUGUUACACAAAUUACAGAAGGUGAAACAAUUACUGUUCAAAAUAAUGCUAAGCUUUCUCAUUUUGUCUUAGCCACUUAGCACAAACUUGUUUUGUAAAUUUCCCCAUAUUUGCCAAAAAAUCUGUGUGUAUAUAUACUUAUAUAAAUAUAUAUAAAGUUUGCAUUUGUAAUAAUAAAAUACUUGAACUACUGUGGUUCUCCAUAAACGUAAAGAAUAAGAUUUAAACUCUAUUAAAAUAUGUACAACUUCAUCAAAAAUAUAUCGCAAGGUGGGUUGUUUGUUUUUAGGAUUAUCAUUGGUUUAUUUCUCUCCUACCUUAUCGGGGGUUGCCUAGCUAAAGCUAUUCAGCCUUUCUGUCAAUAAGGUGCACUUUUUCCCAGGUCUCUUGUAGACAGUUCAUGACAUGAAUGACUCCGUGUACAGGGUGGGAGGGGAAUCUGAAUUAUGAAACUAUCCCCAGGAAAAGGCCUGCUUAAUUGUAUUUAAACUUGUGAAUGCCUAUGCUAUAACUGUGCUAAAUUGUGUGCCUUUAAUAUUAAUAGAGUUUUCACACUCCCAGCAUACUAUUAGCAAUGGUAUUAUAGCAAUUAGCAAUAUUAUGUGCAGAAUAGGGCAGUAAUGCAAUAAACGUCAUUCUGAGAUCACUAUUUCUAUGGAAUAAAGUAGCGCCUCAAAUUUUAAAUACAUGGUGAAUAUUGAAGAUGACUACUGAUUUCAUGUGUAAGUCUAACACUUAGCCCUAUUGUCUGAAUACUAUUUGAACAAUCAGAACCUGUCUUAGACUUAUUUGUAAAUUGUACUUGUCUAAACCUUUGCACUCCAAAUUGUGUCGCAGCUUGGACCUUGUUUUUUGUAGGAGGAUUUACAGAAAAUACAAAUGCCACUUUUCUAAGGGCUGGGCUAUACUGAAGGGGCUUCCAUUCUAUGUGGUUUUUGUUUGUUUUUUAAAAGUAAUAAUUAAAGAUGCCAGUUUUGUAAAA